Arachis stenosperma is the source of this 816-nucleotide messenger RNA. RefSeq lists its product as uncharacterized. The transcript has a single exon. Lineage: Eukaryota; Viridiplantae; Streptophyta; Magnoliopsida; Fabales; Fabaceae. The coding region runs from base 1 to 816 and encodes 271 amino acids. The record is from RefSeq and is a predicted model, not a curated record.
AUGCCCUUAUAUGUAAAAUUUCUUAAAGAACUCAUUAACAAGAAGAGAAGCUGGAAUGAGAAGGAGACCGUGAUCUUGACACAAGAAUGCACUGCAGUAAUUCAAAAAGGUCUCCCACCAAAACUCAAAGAUCCUGGGAGCUUCUUUUUGCCUUGCACUAUUGGAAACAUGUCCAUUGAUAAGGCACUGUGUGAUCUAGGAUCAAGUAUCAAUCUGAUGCCUUUAUCUAUGAUGAAAAGGUUGUCUAUAGAAGAAGUAAAGCCUACAAGGAUGUCCUUGCAACUUGCUGGUAGAUCAAUGGUAAUCCCCAAUGGAGUGGUUGAAAAUCUUUUAGUUAAGGUGGAUAAGUUCAUAUUUCCAGCGGAUUUUGUAAUCCUGGAUCUAGAUAUAGAGGAAAGUGAUUCUAUCAUAUUAGAAAGAUCUUUCUUAGCCACAGCAAGAGCCAUUAUUGAUGUGGAGAAAGGAGAAAUAACCUUGAGGGUACAUGAUGAGCAUAUCACCUUACAUGUCUUUAAGGAGAUGCAACCUCCUAUUGAAAAGAGAGGCUGCAUGAGAAUUGAGGAGGAAGACUUAAACUGGAAGGAAAAGCCCAAGGAAUCACUCAUCAGCUUACCCUUAGUACAGAAGGAAGACAUUGAAGAAAAACAAAAGGGCCAUGGGGAUAAGAAAGCUAACGAAGAGGCUAUGAAUUUGAUCACUAAGAAAAAGGACCCUCACAUCAAGCAUGCUGCCAAGAAAGGAAAAUCAUUAAAAAAGAAAAAAAAAGAACAAGAAACAGGUUCCAAAAGGGUGGAGAAAAAAGAAAAUCCCAACUGA